Molecule: messenger RNA, 1632 nt
Organism: Poecilia reticulata (guppy)
Lineage: Eukaryota; Metazoa; Chordata; Actinopteri; Cyprinodontiformes; Poeciliidae
Product: histone H3
Cellular component (GO): nucleosome
Molecular function (GO): DNA binding; structural constituent of chromatin; protein heterodimerization activity
Source: RefSeq, a predicted model, not a curated record
AAUAGAAAUUGCUAAAAUAUUUAUUUAGGAUGCUAUUUGGUUCCCAAAAAAAUUACAUAAUUAUUGUAAAACAAAAUUCGGUGUGACUUUUACAGACCAACUAGAAGAGCUUCCUGCACAGCGGGACAUAGACUGUGGCCCUAAAGCAUUGAGGGAGGGGAGGUUCACGGACUGUUUCAGGAACUUCCUUAAAUAAGCAGCCACCAAAGAGCCCGGAAGGCCGGUUCUGUGGGCGGAGCUGCAUCUGUCCACCAAUCAGGAGCUGAAAACUCAAACAGCGUCUCCGCCUCCCAGUUGCUACCCUAUUUUAAAAGCAGCGAGGCUCAGAACCGCUUCAUAUUUUCUCUGAGUUUAGAGAAAGUUUAAAGGAUGGCAAGAACCAAGCAGACCGCCAGGAAAUCCACCGGAGGCAAAGCCCCCAGGAAGCAGCUGGCCACCAAGGCCGCCCGCAAGAGCGCUCCGGCCACCGGCGGCGUCAAGAAACCCCACCGCUACAGGCCCGGUACCGUGGCUCUCCGGGAGAUCCGCCGCUACCAGAAAUCCACCGAGCUGCUGAUCCGCAAGCUGCCCUUCCAGCGGCUGGUCCGGGAGAUCGCCCAGGACUUUAAGACCGACCUGCGUUUCCAGAGCUCGGCCGUCAUGGCUCUGCAGGAGGCCAGCGAGGCCUACCUGGUGGGGCUCUUCGAGGACACCAACUUGUGCGCCAUCCACGCCAAGAGGGUCACCAUCAUGCCCAAAGACAUCCAGCUGGCCCGCCGCAUCCGCGGAGAGAGGGCGUAGAGGCCGCAGCAGCUCAGGCAAACACAACGGCUCUUUUAAGAGCCAAAACACGCACUCCCCUACUGAGCAAAAACCUCUUAUUCAAUCUUUCAUUAGGUGUGCUCGCCUAAAACCUAUUGUGAGUGAUUCUUGUCGAUGUGUUAGCAUUUUAGAGGCUGCAACAUAUUCAGAAAAAAUAUUUGCUAAAAGAUGGUCUUUUCAGACUCCUCGGUGUGAAAUUAUGUUCCUGGGGUUCAGUUCUGCCCUCGGUAUGGUACUUUUUUUCCUUAGAUUUUUUUUUCCCCUACACAUUUAAACACUACAGACUGGAAUGUCGAAUCAAACCUAUAUUUUAGGACGUAAAGACUCCUAGGGGCAUGCUAAUGAAAAAUUUGGCUCUGCUCCCAAUCUGUUUAUUCUGUAGUCUCAUAUUUUAGCUUAACUUGGCAAAUAUGAAUGUUAAGUAUAUUAAUAAAAACUUAAUUUAGUUUUGUUAAUGGCCAGCAAAGAAUCAGCUAACUGUGUUCCUUGAGUUAAAUGAAUGCCCAAAGUUGUAUAACUUUAAACCCAAUAAGGUCCAGACAAACCGAUGAAAUCAUUUUAAAAUCAGUUUAUUAUGUAAUCAGGUUCAACAUGUUAUUUCACUCCCUGGAACAAACAACAUCACAAUAAAAUCUCUAGCCAUUAAUCGAGCUGUGGUUGAAAAGCUCCCAAACAUGAAAGACCAUACUACGUCUCUAAAAAAAAAAUCAGAAUAUAUGGUUCUGCUUGUUAUUUCAUUGCAAACGGCUUCAAAGGUCACAAUUAAUUCCUGCUAGUUCUGCGUUCUUACAGAAACACAAGGUUUUUAUUACAAUCAUUUAAGUUUUCUAA